AAAACCUAUCGCGUCCACCCGGGGUAUUGAUGAUUUAUUCUAUAUCAAUUACAUAAUAAAUCACUUCAGGUACCAAUAAUUGAAAAUAGCAAAUGCCAGGAAAUGAUUCAUAAACUCGGUUAUACCAAGAUGAUAUUGCCGUCAACAUUGUGCGCAGGAUAUGAUGAAGGUGAAAAAGAUUCAUGUGAAGGUGAUUCUGGGGGACCCUUGGUUGUACAAAGACCAGAUAAACGAUGGGAGCUUGCCGGCACUGUAUCAAGUGGUAUAAAAUGUGCAGCACGAUUUCUGCCUGGUAUUUAUAUGCGUACGUCGUAUCAUCGAUUUUGGAUCGAGAGUAUUAUUGGAGUUGCGAAUGACGAAAAAAAUUACAUGAGCACUGGAAGAAGGAUAUAAAUACAUGUACAAAGAAGAUUUCUCAGUAGACUGUAUUUUUUACAGUAUUUUCUUACAAACUGUCUCCACUCGUAUUUACGCAUUCUGCUCCAAGUUUUGUGAUAGCAACUGGAAGGCGCGCAAAGUUCGAUUUGAUGAACGCCAUUUCGGCUUUGAUGGUUUUGCUUUUCGCUGCUGUUUUAUCUUCGAGAACGUAUUUUGCAUCAUCUUCGGGAUUAAGUCCUUUGAAAAAUUUUAUAAUUGCAUAGAAAUUAUCGGCGUAAUAUUAUUACGUAUUGAUGCAGACAUAAGUCAAAAU
Messenger RNA from Sitodiplosis mosellana (orange wheat blossom midge), 691 nucleotides. Its product is annotated as serine protease filzig-like. The transcript is spliced from 3 exons. Bases 103 to 393 code for a protein of 96 amino acids. Gene Ontology annotation, molecular function: serine-type endopeptidase activity. The record is from RefSeq and is a predicted model, not a curated record. NCBI's taxonomy places the organism in Eukaryota, Metazoa, Arthropoda, Insecta, Diptera, Cecidomyiidae. Gene Ontology annotation, biological process: proteolysis.